AUGAGGCAACGGUUCAACAUAGGAUCUAUAAGAGAUAAGGUUCUUACUAUCAAAAAGAAACACUCCGAGGUUCCCGGUGGCGGACCUGAGUCGCCUCAGAAAUUAACCUUGGCCAAUUCCUUUUUGCUAAACCCUAGCGCCCUGUUUCUUGAGCUGGAAAGUUCACCCAAAACAGAAAUUACUCCUGAAGCAGUACCUACAUCGACCACCUCUAUCACCAUCCAAUCAAUUCCGGAUUAUUGUCUGGCUAAACUGGGGACUAAGGUGCCUAAAAAUGGCCAAAACCAAAUCGAAGUCACCAAAGAUGACACUACUAAAUGCACGAGAGCUGUUUCUGUUGUUACUGGAACUGGGUUUGAAGGGUGCCCCCCAUGUGCCAUUAAUGAGAUGAAAUCUCUUUUCGAACUUUACUUGAUAGCAAUUGAAGCAUUUCAACCUUGUGGAAGGACAGAGACAACCGCCAGGGAACCCACUGAAAGAUCACCCAUUAAAAUCGGGGAAGCCGUCGUAAAAACACUUAGAGCCAGGGAAACAGACACAACACCUAUUCAAGUUAGCGAAGCCACCUUAGUGAGUAAUAUCCCCGUUACUGCUUUUAGUGAGGAUCCAUCAAUCGAAAGCGGCUCAAUUGUGAAAGAGAACUUUAAUGGAAUCAUUAUAAACUGCAACACAGAUCUUCCAAAGAGCACUCCUUCUUGUUUAAGUGAAUACGACUCCUAUACCAGUUGUUGCAACUUUCAGGGUAAAAUUGAACAACAGUUCUUGACUGUUUAUAACCAUCCUAAACAAGAAAGACAACGUGUAAGAUACAGAGGAAUGACUAAAAACAAGACAGGUGAGUUUCUAUAA
Molecule: messenger RNA, 849 nt
Organism: Lizanozyma spartinae
Lineage: Eukaryota; Fungi; Ascomycota; Pichiomycetes; Serinales; Debaryomycetaceae
Exons: 1
Coding region: 1-849 (282 amino acids)
Source: RefSeq, a predicted model, not a curated record